Symsagittifera roscoffensis is the source of this 3904-nucleotide messenger RNA. RefSeq lists its product as uncharacterized. Gene Ontology annotation, molecular function: triacylglycerol lipase activity; sterol ester esterase activity. The coding region runs from base 480 to 3827 and encodes 1115 amino acids. Lineage: Eukaryota; Metazoa; Xenacoelomorpha; Acoela; Convolutidae. The record is from RefSeq and is a predicted model, not a curated record. Gene Ontology annotation, biological process: cholesterol metabolic process; triglyceride catabolic process. Gene Ontology annotation, cellular component: cytosol. The transcript is spliced from 4 exons.
GUGUUUCCUUCGCCAAGUUCUCCCGAAGGCGAAAGGAUCUCGAAAAGAGAGCGGAUUCCUUUCCGCCGUGGAACAGAAAUUUCGGCUACGAUUUUGAAACGACAAGCAGUGAACAGUUAUCAGAAUGUUCCGUAAAAACUGACGACUUUUUAAAUUUUGAUUUCGACAAAAAAGCAUCUCAUUUACGUCAUCAUGAUUGCCAGUCAUCGAAGUUACAAAAUGAAGUUAUUGAUUGUGAAAAACAAAGCUCUUCAUCGUAUAGCAAUAACAAUUUGCAUCCAAGAUUUUUGAAUCGGUUACCAGCGACUAAAAUUUGGUUAGUUUCUGAGCUUAAAGCUUUUUCACGAAAAAAACGAAGACGCAAAUUCCUGAAAAGGUCAAGAACAUUUCACUCUUAUGGGGGAUUUAGACUAUCAGCUACAUAUAGCUCGAUUCGAAUCUGUCAAAAUAAACGGGAUAAAUUGAGUUCGACAAGAGCUAUGGAACGUUUGAAGGCUUCCGUUUUAUGCAAAGAGGUCUCCGAUUUAGCAAAAGAUCAGCUUGAUAUCAUUUUAGACCGCGAAGACCUGAAUUCUGACUAUGUUUCAAACAUCACCGAUAACUUUGAAGUUAUCAAAGAAGCCUCUCAAAGUAUGGUUUCAAAAUUGGUGACCAUUGAAGACAAUUUGGCGCCAAGAUUUGACUUCGAUGAAAAUACACGAGCCAAUGGUUUUUGGUCCUUGUGUCGGAUUUGCAAGCUAUGUCUUAUGAGACUACAGGAGUUGAUUAAUUACGUGACCAGUUAUCACUACCAAAGCACGUUGCUGAAAACUAAAAACCCGCUUCGAGAUUUACAAGCUUACGCGCAAUGCUUGAGCGCACUUGGAAAAUGUUUGGAUUUUGUCGUUGCAAACGAGGAACUGUUUAUACAGGGCAACAAUCUGAUUAUAUCGCUGGAAAAUCAUCCACAGAAGUUAAUCGAAGAGCUGUAUGACAGCUUCGAGGAGCUACCCAGAGCCCCGUUUUACGGUCGAACUAUUGGAUUCCACUAUGAUCCGAGUUUAGUAAACCCUUUACUUGCCAUAGUCGUAUCAGAGUUAUCAUACGCAGAGUUAUACGAAUCGAACGGCUUUGCACGUAAAGCCACGGCGUUUCUAUCCGGCGGCAAGUUCUACUUGAAUAACAAACUUAGAGGUUACGCAAUGGAUGUUUUAUCAAGGCUAUGUGAUAUGAGCUUUGGCAAAUCUUUUUGGAGUCUGACGGAACUAAACAUGAUUCAACAUGUACCGAGUUUGGUAUGUAAUUCGGUAGAAGUGAACAGAGUGAUAGAAUUGGAAAAAACUACUCUUUUCAUGAUGCCGCCGGUGAUAUCAGCUGGAAAAAUGUUUGAACCGGUCGAAGUGCCAUACCCUCACACCUCCGAAUCAAAGGGCGAAAACUCGCCACCGUUUUUUAUGCGACUUAUAUCAUAUCUCACCAGAGAAGGAAUGGUUCCCGAAACAAGCGUCAUUUCCACUAGCGGUACCCAAGUUGCAGUAGCGGCUACAGGAGUUCUCCAAGGGUACCCGAUUCCGACUACCGCGACGUUGGUGAACCCUAUGGGCGCGAUGACAUCCGCUGUUACAAGUCAAGCCACAGCGGCACUAACAAACGCAACGAAAGCUCAAAAGAAGAAAAAUCCGAAUAUAGCACCGUUAAGUGACGCGAUUGUGAUUCACUGUCAUGGCGGAGGUUUCGUAUCACAGUCGUCGAGAAGUCACGAGAUAUAUCUCAGAUCGUGGGCCAAAGCUCUCAACAUUCCAAUCGUAGCAAUUGACUAUUCGUUAGCGCCUGAGCAUCCGUUCCCGACUGCUGUUGACGAAUCUUUCUACUGUUACUGUUGGAUUUUGAACAACUUGGAGAAGCUCGGUUGCAAAAGAUCGGCCAAGAUAUGUUUAGUCGGCGACUCGGCGGGCGGGAACUUGGUUCUAGCAAUUGCAUUGAGGUGUAUCCAGACAUACAUCCGGAAGCCGGACGGAAUCGUGGCUGUGUAUCCAGCGGUGUUUCCCCAGUACGCACUGUCCCCGUCGCGAGUUCUAAGUGUAAUGGACUGUUUGCUGGCAGUAGGGAUCUUGGACCAGUGUUUGCUUGCAUAUCUGGGUGAGGAGGAUCCGUUGCCGUCGUUUAAAUUAAGUCGAGUCUUGGAACACUAUCAAGGAGAGUGGGAGUACAGUACCGAUCUGAGCGAAUGGCUAUCUGAGCCAUCGGUCAGUGGAAUUGGCAUGGGCGCUGGCGGAUCUGGCCUGGCUAUGUUACCCACUCUGGCAUGUGGGUCCUGGCUGUACCGCCUGGUGAGAAAGCCGAACUCAGACAGCAACAACAGACAGAAGCAAGGAACAACCCCAAUGAGUGGCCCAAAUGAUCAGAAGAAUGGAGAAAUAUCGCCGAAAGAACCCACUGAACUGGAGUCAUCAGACGAUAUCUUGAAAGAGUACAAGCUGGAGAUGGUCGAAAACUCAGACUGGAUCUCGAUAUCCAGGUGUAGCAGUGAAUCCUCCCAGACACUCGAAGCGGCAGAAGCAGUCAAGAUUGUGGACGAUGAUUCAACUGCUCAGAUUGGUCCUCUAGAGCAAGACUGCAUCACAGAGCAGCCGACUCAUGAUCUUCGAAAGGGGUCGCUACCGAAGAUCCCGGAUCCAAUGAUAAACGUUGAAGCUCAAUUGAAGCAUUUGAAUGAAAAAACAGAGGCGAAGAAGGCGUCUGACAAAAAUGACGGCCCUGAAAGUGCAAAUGCGAAAUGUGAGUUGUUGGAACCCCCUUUGGGCUCAAGAAGGUCAUCCAAAGAUUCAACAAAAAGCGAAACGAAAAAAUCAAAGCAGAGAAAAAGUUCGAACGAUAAUCCAAUAGGUGUACCCGGUAGCAGUAAUUUGACAAGUAGUCCGGGGUUUAUCAGUAGUCGCGCGAAUGCAGCGCGGAAUAAAUUGGGAUCGAGUUUCAAGCAAAUGACUCGACGUGCUAAUAAAGCACCAGCUGUUGCUCACGGAAACCUGGGAAAUAAUGAAGACAUCGAUGAAAGCUUAAGUACUGAUUGCAAAGGUCAUCAUAUAGUGUUAACUAGAUCAAUUAGUAUCACUAAGUCAUCUAGCUUACCAUCUUUGGAUUCGCAUGUAAUUUUGAGCAGUGAAGAUACCUUUGAUAGAGUGAACACAUGUAAAGAUGAUUCAAUAACUGCUACACAUGGUGCUAAAUCAACCAGUAACUGGUUUGGACAAGUUGCCCCGGCAGCUGCGGUUCCCCUGGAAACGUUAUCGAUAGAUUCAAAAGCUUCGAAAAGUUCUAAUAAAAGUGCGACCUCUGGUCAAAGUUCAAAUGAAAAGAGCCAACAAUAUGUAGACUUCGAAAAUGAAUUGAAGUUUUUGAAGGCCAAAAAGAAAAAGGCAAUUUUGGACACAAUAAGAAACCCGCAUGUUAAAAACCCGCUACACUGUCCCUUGAUUGCAAGUGACGAGGAUUUGCGAAAACUGCCCCCAGUAAGUAUCUUAUGUGGUGCAAUGGAUCCCCUUCUAGACGAAAGCGUCGUAUUCGCGAAACGAUUGAAAAAGUUGAAUAAUGAUGUUACAUUUGACGUCUUGGAGAGUUUGCCUCACGGGUUUCUCAAUUUCGUGUUGGUUAGCAAACUGUGCCGAGAUGCCUCAGAUUUAUGCCAGAAAAGAAUUUCUGAUGUUUUGAAUCAAAGCAACUCAGCAGCUUCAAAUCAGUCAACGUCAAAAACGAAUUCGUCCGCGAGUGAAAUCGAUCCUAAUCGAUCUGAAAGUAUUCAAAAUGCUGGGAAAAAUAUAGAAACUGGCAAAAUAGAGACUGCAGUGUAACUAUUUAAUUUCAUGUAUUCUAUUAUUUUGUAGAUUUAAUUACGAAUUUUGAAUUGCAGUUUAAGCAUCGCCGUUUU